UGACGUGUGCCUGGCGCUCGGGACUAGUUCUCAGCGUAGAGACAUUCUUCUGCAGCUUCAAUAUUAACAGCGCGGUGCUUCCUUGGACCGAAACUGGACAAACAUGAUAGUACUAUCACCUGUCGUGGUUAAUAUUCUGGCGGUCAUACUCGGCGCGGUUGGGGUGAUGGUGUUGCGCGUGGUGACGGUGAUGUUCAGCAAGCGCCCCGCGCCCAAGAGGUCGAACCCGGCAAAGACCAUGAUCGUGCUGGGAUCAGGUGGCCACACGGCGGAGAUGCUGAUGCUGAUGGACUCGAUGGGCCGUGAGCACUACGGCCCGCGCACAUACGUGGUGGCGGCCACGGAUGCCAUGAGCGGCGCCAAGGCGUUGGCGCGCGAGCGGACCUGGCAGAAGACGGACUCGCCCACGGGCUUCAACGUGGUCCAGAUCCCCCGCAGCCGUGAGGUGGGUCAGUCCUACCUCACCUCGGUGGCAACCACCCUUUACUCGCUGGCGUUCGCCUUCCGCAUCGUGUUGAGAGAGCGGCCAGAGCUGGUACUAGUCAACGGGCCGGGGACGUGCAUCCCCAUCUGCGCGGCAGCACUUACGUACCGCGUGCUAGGGCUGGCUCCGACCCAGAUCGUGUACGUGGAGAGCAUUGCGCGCACGCGGCGCUUCUCACUGUCUGCCAAGCUGCUGUAUCACCUGCGCAUGGCAGACCUGCUAUUCGUGCAGUGGGAGCAGCUGGCCAAGACCUACCCGCGGGCCGUGUACGCGGGCAGGCUGUACUGAGGCGGCGCCGUGUGUCACAAGGAGUGGAGGGAGCAGGCGCGCGGCGGCGGGCGGCAUUUUGUAGGUGAUGUGAGGGCGGGGACGGAGGCGGGUGCAGCACUUUGCGUAGACUAUGGUAGAGGCGUGGGUAGAGGGGUGGCGGCAAGACAGAACGCAGGCUGCUGUCGACAGCAAGUGGGAUAGGCAGGUGGGGUGCGGAGAUGAUGACACGCACUUACUAUAAAAGCCCCGCCUUCUGGCGGUCUUAUCGCAUUGAGCAGUGUUAUGGCCCGGACGCUGCACCGCACGGCGCAGGGGCAGGCAAGGGGCACCGCACGGCGCAAGGGGCAGCAUGCAUGCACCCAGGACAAGACAGGUGUCGGGUUAGGAACUGGGUUGGGAACUGGGUCAGCUGCUCAUCAUCAUCAGGGCAGAAUCUGAGUGCGGUGUGGACAGCAGCAGGGCCACACGAUCGAGAAGCAAUGCUCGGCGGCGGGUACAGGACGUUGUCAGGGGUGCGUGCGCCAAUCAACCUGCGUGCCCCAUACUUCCCGCCAGAAAUAUGCUGCCUCGGCGUUUUGCUAUAAGACUACCGGCGGUAUGUAACAACUGGUAGAGUCCCUGGGCGGAGCCAGCAGCUAGCUUGCGCCUCCUGCAGCAGCCCUCCGCGGGCAAGCAACCUUGGGCUAGGCAAGUAAAGGGCGUGGGCGGGUCGGAACCUGCCUCCGUGGGUCUCAGGUAGGGGCGGGGUGAAACCGUUUCGUGGUCUCGGGCCUGCUGCUGUCCUCGACCUUCUGCCUUACUUGGCUUUGUAAGCAAGGACCCGG
Molecule: messenger RNA, 1578 nt
Organism: Chlamydomonas reinhardtii
Lineage: Eukaryota; Viridiplantae; Chlorophyta; Chlorophyceae; Chlamydomonadales; Chlamydomonadaceae
Exons: 5
Coding region: 104-772 (222 amino acids)
Biological process (GO): dolichol-linked oligosaccharide biosynthetic process
Cellular component (GO): UDP-N-acetylglucosamine transferase complex
Source: RefSeq, a predicted model, not a curated record